Molecule: messenger RNA, 1704 nt
Organism: Mucor mucedo
Lineage: Eukaryota; Fungi; Mucoromycota; Mucoromycetes; Mucorales; Mucoraceae
Product: Septin-domain-containing protein
Exons: 10
Coding region: 134-1228 (364 amino acids)
Biological process (GO): cytoskeleton-dependent cytokinesis
Cellular component (GO): cytosol; cell division site; septin complex
Molecular function (GO): GTPase activity; GTP binding; molecular adaptor activity
Source: RefSeq, a predicted model, not a curated record
GCUCCUCUCUCUCUCUCCCCCCUUUCUUUUUGCCCCCUUCCCUUCCUCUCUUUUUGUUCAAUAAUUUCUUUCAUUUUUUUAUUUUACAACUCUCUCACUUUUUAAUAACACUUUUUUUUUUUAAUAUAAUACAAUGGCACACAGACUUGGUGGACGUAGAAAGAACGUAAAGAAAGGGUUUCAAUUCACCUUGAUGGUAGUUGGCGCUUCUGGUACUGGACGUACUACCUUUGUUAAUACCCUUUGUGAUGACCACGUUCUUGCAAAAAAGGAAUCUGACAACCCAGAAGAUGCACACAAUGAAGAAGGAAUUAAUAUUAAACCCGUUUCUGUUGAAUUGGAUGAAGACGGUGUUAGAAUUUCUUUAACAAUUGUUGAUACACCAGGCUUUGGUGAUAACAUCGAUAACGAAGCAUGUUUCCAUGAGAUUGUUGCCUAUUUGGAAAAGCAAUACGAUGAUAUUCUUGCUGAAGAAUCCAGAAUUAAACGUAAUCCUAGAUUCCGCGAUAACCGUGUACAUGCUCUCUUAUACUUUAUUUCACCCACUGGCCAUGCUCUUCGUGAGAUCGAUAUCGAAUUGAUGCGUAGACUUAGUCCCCGUGUCAAUGUCAUUCCUGUAGUUGGUCGUGCUGAUUCACUCACACCUGGCGAGCUUAAAGAUUUCAAGAGACGUAUUAUGGAGGAUAUUGAGCAUUACAACAUUCCUAUUUACAAUUUCCCCUAUGAUGUCGAGGAAGAUGAGGAAGAUACCAUUGAAGAGAAUAGCGAAUUAAGAGCACUUUUACCCUUUUCCAUCAUUGGUUCAGAAGAAGAAAUCACUGUGAAUGGUCGUACUGUUCGCGGUCGUCAAUACCCCUGGGGUGCUGUCGAGGUUGACAAUCCUAAGCACUCUGACUUUGGUCGUUUGAGAUCUGCCUUAUUGAGCUCCCACUUACAAGAUCUUAAGGAAAUUACUCACGAUUUCCUCUAUGAAAAUUACCGUACUGAGAAGCUUAGUCGUACUGUCAAUGGUGGCGAUCAAGAAGAUGCUUCAUUAAAUGCUGAAGAUAUGGCAUCCCAAAGCGUCCGAUUGAAGGAGGAACAAUUAAGAAAGGAAGAAGAGAAGCUUCGUGAAAUCGAAUUAAAGGUUCAACGUGAAAUUCAAGAAAAGAGAGCUGAACUCAUGAGUAAAGAAGAGGCUUUACGUAAUUUGGAGGCUAGAUUAGCACAGGCUCAAUUAGCUGAUUAAACAAAACAAAAAAACUUUUAAAACUUAUACAACCACCUCUUCAUAAUUAUUUUUUUAAAAAUAUAUAAUCACCUCUCUCUUUUCUUUUAAUAACCGGAUAUCGAAAAUGUUUGUUGUACAAAAUCUAAUUGUCACACCACGCCAUCAACUAUUUCAUUGAUAAAAAUAUUCCUCGCAUUUAAUAGCAUUCUAAUUUUAUUAACAACCGGUUGAUAAGAUCACGCGUAUGUCUCUUUUAUUUUUAUUAUUCAAACAAUUUUAAUGUAGUGAAUGUCCAUUUUGAUCUCUUGUUUUUCCACUUGCGUCUCACCAGGUGGACUAGACGAUUCAAUAAUAUCUUCAACUUCUUUGGCUGUAAGCGCACCGUUUUUAAUAAUCGUUUGGCCUUUUUUUUUACAGUUAUGAUUAAAAAAAAAAAAAAAAGCACAUAGUUCAUAUUUUUAAUUUCACACACACACAUGCACUUACGAUGGUAG